AUGAACAGAACCCAAUUCAAUCCAAUCCAGUCCAGUCCAGUCCGUGUCGAAGAGGUAUCACGCGAAAAAAAGGGGGAAAAGGCCAAUGGGAUGUACAUGCUUCACCAGGCCAAAGCCCCAAUCAAUCGCUCUCGUUUGCCAUUUCCCCUUCCCCUCCAUAAGAUGAAUGAAAUCCGAAUCCAAAGCAAACAUAAUGGCCAAGAGUUCAGGGACGUGGUAAUGUACAAGGUGUGGAAUGCUAAAAGGUGGCCAGGUGGCAAGAUAAAGGCAAAAAUAAAAACACAGCCGUAG
Messenger RNA from Plenodomus lingam JN3, 291 nucleotides. NCBI's taxonomy places the organism in Eukaryota, Fungi, Ascomycota, Dothideomycetes, Pleosporales, Leptosphaeriaceae. The record is from RefSeq and is a predicted model, not a curated record.